UCUUCUACAUCGCACAGCGCACUUCCUCCCAAUCCAUCAUCUUCCGACCUAACCAAUCUAGGCAGCUAUCACCAAUCCAGGCGUAGAGAAUGUCUGGAUUUUCAUCCUCAACCGGGUUCGAGCAACUCCCACCGCUAAUCAGCUGCCCUGAGUGCGGCGGCCGCGUCUUCACCUGGAUUGCUCGGGCGGGUCAGAAUGCGGGCGUUCGUUUCUACAAGUGCGUCAACAAGGACGCUGGCAUCUGCAACUACAUGAGAACCAAGGCGGAGUACCUAGCCGAGCUUAGCUACCAUAUGGCGACCACACAGCAGCCAUUGCAGGGGAGCAGCCAGUCGGGAGCUUGUCUGAACCGCAGAGCUCGAGUUGUCGAGCAGCAGCGCAGUGGUCCAGUCGGUCCCCAAGCUUCCAGAGCCCAACCACGGCUUAAUCAAGCAGGCUCAUCCGCGCCGCUCUUCGUGUUCUUGUGUUUUUAGAAGCAGGCAUUCUGUUAGUGCUUCUGCUUAUCCUGUUGGCGUUGGUCAAAGUUGUAUCACUCCUUAGCAGGUAGUCAGUGGUCUUGUUGACACAGUACAAGGAAUUUCUAGAACGCGCGUUUGUUUCUUUUCUAAUUGCAGUGGUCGUUUGUGAGGUGUGGCAGUGUUUUGAUUUGUAAGCCUGUUUGCUAAGAAAUAUGUCACUAUUAAUGAAGUUA
This is a messenger RNA of Aegilops tauschii subsp. strangulata, 691 nucleotides long. Lineage: Eukaryota; Viridiplantae; Streptophyta; Magnoliopsida; Poales; Poaceae. The record is from RefSeq and is a predicted model, not a curated record.